Molecule: messenger RNA, 8768 nt
Organism: Diachasma alloeum
Lineage: Eukaryota; Metazoa; Arthropoda; Insecta; Hymenoptera; Braconidae
Gene: dome
Product: cytokine receptor
Exons: 9
Coding region: 664-4911 (1415 amino acids)
Molecular function (GO): protein binding
Source: RefSeq, a predicted model, not a curated record
CCUGCGUCAAAACUCCGCGAGUGAACUCCCGAGGAGGCCACGAGCCCCCGAAAUCUCCCCGAAAGAGUGAUAAAAAGCCUCCCCCGUCCAAUCCGCGCACACGCCCCGAAAAUCCCCCGAAUAAAAUCAUUUCCCCUCGAGCCUCCGCGAAUUCUCCGUAAAAAUGGACACCAGAGGAGUUGGCAGCUCUGUCGAUUGAUUGGUGAGGAGCCAGGCUGAGGGGCCAAGUUAUUUCCCACCGUCCGUGGGCAUCAGGUACAGGUACACCCCCAUAUUAACAGACCACCAGUCCUACAACACCCGCUAAUCAGUGUCACAACCGUAACCCCAAUGCCCCGUCCAACGUGACAUGCCCAAUUGUCCGUUGACUCUCUCUCCCCCCCGCCGGACCCCCCAAUCCUCCAUUACCACUGAAAGGCCCCAGUGUCACCUCCCAAAGUGCUAAAACCCCCCGAGAAAAACACGACAAACUGAGAAAAAUCCCGUGCACUGCGUCGCAAGUCCCAACUUUUAACCCAACUCCGUGUGUAUGUGACACGUGUCUGUGUGAGUUUUGUGUUCGUCAUGUCGUAGUGGGACUGCGGCCUAGAAUUCAUGGAAGUGCAAUGUGAGAUGAGCUGUGGAAAUUCAACGUUCUCUCGGUGAGGUGAUGGGAGAGGGAAAAUGGAGACACCAGUGUGGUCAACCGGAGGAAUGUCUCCUACAAAAAGCAAUUUACCGACGCUAAACUAUGAGAAUACCCCCGACAAUAAAAGUCGGAGUAUGUCUCAGUCAGAGGCGUCCAGAAGGACUCAUCUCAGAUCGACAUGUGGUUCCACAAGUCGUGUGAGAAACAAAAUCAAACGUCACGAUCGAAUUACUCACGGUGUAACGAGUGCCCACUCCAGUGACAAAAGACAAUUGAAGGGGUUUAAUGAUUCACCGAGUUUUAAUACUAGUUUUAGCUGUAAUGGUGCGGACAGAACGAUUGAAUCUGACAGUGUCACCAGUGUGUGUGGAAUUAAGUUAAGACGUAUGUUCAAGUGUUACCGAAAUUCUCCACUCAAUCAUCUUUGGAAGUCACUUGUAUUCAUAUUAUUCAGCUUAAUAUGCAUCUCGGCGACGGACCAGUGCGCUCUGGGCCUGAAAACACCAGGACGAACCUGGCCAGCAGGUGACAUUGUCCUCGAGGUGGGCCGACCCCUCAGAAUUCUCUGUAUGCUGAAUAAGACGUACAUUGAUGCAGAAUUCCCUGGUAAAAAUGCAUCGGAUCUGAUAUUCUUCCGCAGUAACAGGGAAAUGGAGCCCGAGUUCAUCAAAAUAAUAAAUGAAACGACAAUUGAGAUGUUUGUCGAGAAGCCACCACCAUCUAAAGACAUGUAUUACUGCAAACUGAGGCUCAACGAUGGCUACAGCAAGAAGUACGAGGCUGUAUGCCUCAAUAACGUCGUAAUUGGAUCCAAACCGAAAGAGCCCCAAAACUUCACGUGCGUAUCGAAUAACUGGGAGAACAUGACGUGUACGUGGGAUCCAGUGCCCAAUUACGUUGAGACUCGUUUCUCUCUUGCCUUCAAAUUGCUGGGACGCGCUGGUGGACGCAAGCUCUAUCCCUGCCCGAAGGAGAAGGAGGACCAGAAACCACUGGCGAAAAAUCGAUGCUACUGGGAUACAUCGACGAAUCCGAUCUAUCGGCAGCCCUACGAGUACUACAUCUUCAAUCUUACUGCUGAGAAUGUCCUUGGGAAUAUAUCUGUAUUGUACAAAUUCCACCACUAUGCUCAUGUGAUUCCAGCAAAGCCAUCGAAUCUCACAGUGGUAAAUAAAACAUCAGACAGCGUUCUUCUUCACUGGAGCGUGCCAUUUCCAAUGCAGAAUUUUCCACCGGGUCUGCAUCACCGAGUGACUUAUCAGCACCAAUGGGACUCCAGAAAAACUUGGCAGGUAAUCAACAUCACGAAUGAUAUCCACAUGUACAAGAAACACUUCAAUUUGACGGAUCUCCAAUUUGCAAAUACUCUGUACGAUGUCAGGGUUUUUAUGAAGAGCGCUGUGGCUAUUGGAGAGGAUAAGUGGGGUCAAUUCAGCGAUGUCACGUUUAGAACACCACCGAGACUACCUGGCCUGCCUCCACGCACGGACAUCGGUAGUUUCGAGAUAACCGAGAACAGUGCAAACAGGGAUGUCUAUUUGUACUGGAAAUCGAUUCCCCCGUAUCUGGAAAACGGUGACAACUUCAGAUACCAAGUGGCCCACGUGGAGGAGAACGGCAGAACAUCGCUGAUAGAGCCCAACGAAACAACCCGAACCUACGCCAAGUUCAAGGGCAUCAGUUUCAACAGCUAUCGAUUUGAAUUGGUUACGGCUAAUGUCGUCGGUGCGAAUCCAGAGAAAGCUGUCAUCUUCGUACCGAGUCGCUUCGGGAUACCGCGAGAGCCCCUGGCCUUCACGAAAAUCGCAUUUGAAGAUGGAUUGUACGAACUGUCGUGGAAGCCUCCUAUAAUGAAUGCUGAGAUCACCAAUUACACGAUCUUUUGGUGCGAUAAUGAACGAGAUCGGCCAUAUCAGUGCACUGGUUUCCUCGACUGGGUGCACGUCUCCUCCUCAACAACAAUCUACAACAUGACAGUCCCCGACCCCCAGAAGGUCUACCAAUUCGCAAUAUCCGCGAAUACGAAGCACGCCUCGAGUGGAAUGGUGUGGGCCUCCUGCACAGUGAUCCACAACAAAGUCGUAGGCAAGAUGAAAUCAGUCUGGAUAAAUCGAAUAGGCUCGGACUUCAUAGAAGUCGGUUGGAAGCUCGAGUGCUCCGACCGCAUAGGCAUCGUCGAGGGCUUCAACAUCUACUACUGCCCGAUAAUAACCCCCUACAACCUCAACUGCAAGGGUCCAAAGCUGAACACAACAAUCAGGGCUGAUCCCCACACGAUUCACGGCACGGUGACAGGAUUGAAACCCUACACGACCUACAUGAUAUCAGUGGCUGUUCUGACGAAGAGUGGAGAGGGCCUGCACAGCGAUGCCCUCUACAACACGACGAUGGAGGCUGCACCGACACCUCCACGCAACGUAGUCAUCUCCAAUGUCACCAACUCGACGAUGUUGGUCUCCUGGGAGCCCCCAGCAGCUAUGAACGGAGUCCUGCGGUAUUACGAGGUCCACUACAGUGGAAAUGUCGAACAGGUGGAGGAAUCGACGCACGUCCAGUUGAAGGAUCUCCUGGCCUUCAAGAACUACAGCAUCUACGUGACAGCCUGCACAGUUUCCUGCAGUUCAGGUUCCUCAGUAAUCCGCACCCAGACCGGAAUAGGUCUUCCAGGGAAGAUAAACCGAGUUCCCAUAGUCCGCUUCAUAAACUCGAGUCAAGUCUCAGUGGUGUGGAGCAAGCCGGCAAACCCCGGAGGCAAUCUCGAGUACUACCAGGUAGCCUCGAAGUACGGUGACAUCCAGAACAGCACGAGAAUCCAGUCGAGCAUUCCAAUACCCGACUGCAAGACCGAGGGGAGAAAUACAUUGCACGAGUUCACAGUGAGAGCUGUUAACAUUGCGCCCAAUGGUGUACACCUCUACGGUCCGUGGUCAGAGGCUGGCUCUGGGAAUUGCUACAGUGAUGGGCCAUCCUCGAUGAUUCUCGUCAUCAUCUGGGUGAUUGGUGUCGUUGGAUCGAUUGCCUUCAUGUUCUGCCUGUUCUACACAUCGAAGAGGGUCUGGCUCAAGUACAAGGUAAUGCAGGAUGUGGAGGUGCAGUUGCCGCCGGGUUUGGCUGGUGAAAAACUCCUCCAGAAAGUUGCUGAACAGCACAUCAGGCAGUCGUCAGCUGACUCGAGUGGCUGCUCAAGUGGACAGGAGUCUGUGACGUCUUCCCUCACAUCGGACUCACACGUGUCGACCGACAGUGGCACGGAAAUUGAUCCAGUUGUGUCAUCGAAUAAAUUGCUGGAGUCAACGACAACCUGGGAGUCCUCGAGCCUUCGCCAGAGGAAUGUGGGGACAAUGAGACCCAGUGGGCAGCCUGAUUCAGCCAGAUGGGAUUCUUACGUCAAGGUGUCCAAGCCUGGAGAGACUGUUGUCGAUGAUAAUUUAUCGUUGGCUCGAUCAACCCCCAAUCUCACUGACUCCUCUGGCUUCAUGAUGCCUCAGCACACCUGGUCAUCCACUGGCUACAUCAGCAUGCCCUCGUCAGAGGAAUUAUCCAAUAAUCCCAGCCCUGUGCCCAAGGAUUCCAAUGUAGGGGGCUACAGUGUCGUGGGAUUGCUUCCAAAAUCGCGAGAUAAAAUCGACAGUUACUCCCAAUUGUCCAGUAAUUUAGCAGAGGCUAAACCAGCAGCACCUUACGUCAGUCUGGCCUCGCUGGAGGCGAAGCCACGUGAGAAGAAAAUCCUUAAUAAUGUCAAGAACUUGACCAAGUUCAUUGAUCCACCAAAUGUCGAGACACCUUACGUGCAAACUGGACUGAUUGAUAAAUCUAUUUCAUCGACAUCCAGAAAAGCCGAGGUGAUGAAGCCAUACGUUGCAGUGGGAGCUCUUCCAGAUGCUGAUAAAAAGGGAAAAUUGGUUAAGGAUGAGAGGAAACAGCCUCAGGUCCCGGGGACAAUUGAUGCCAGCACAAAGCCCUAUGUUCUAGCUUCUCCAGUGUUCAAUGUACUUCACAAGAGUGAUGAGGGGGAUGAGACUGUUGUGGAGGAGUCACACGAGGAUUCAUUGUCCUCGGAGUAUGGAAUGUUCUGGGAGCCAGGGGAGAGCAGAACAGACAGGCGGGACGAGCCGGAGGUGAAGAGCUCUGGUUACGUUGCUGUCAGGGAUCUGCAGAAAUCCGAGCACCAGGGAAUGGCUAAAGUGGCUGGUGGCUUUGGACAGAAGGUGGAGAAGCCCUCGGCAACUGGGGCUGAUGAACAGUACAGCAAAGUCACAGUUGCUCCUCACAAUAUGCAGUGAAUUUUACUGGGUGAAUGGGUCAGGGGUAGGGAUGAAGCGUAUCUGUGACACGACAUUGAAUUCUUUUAGGUAUGUUGUAUGCACCUGAUUAUUUUCUGUCGUAUUAAUGUCGAUCUGGGGUUUGUGUGUCCAUGACGACGAUUUGUAGGGAGCCUCGUCAACAGACUGAUUAAUUUUCUUAUUCUUUUUUGUUUCGAUGAUUAACGAGGCUGCGAGGCACGUGUUUUUGGUGGGCCGUGGGAUUUGGGGGGCUUCUGGGGUUUGGGGGAUUCAGAUUUGAGGUUUUGUUCUGGAAUUGUAGGAAUAAUUGUUGAGGGACUGACUAAUGCUUCUCUUAAGGGGAAACGGAAUCCUUCUGUCUAUAUGAAUUUUUUGAGUCAUGUUGUCGUCUGCAUUUAUUAAUUUAUAUCUAUGAAAUUAGUUCAUCGACUCGAUCAUUCCAGUGCUGAGGCAGUGAAGUAGUUUCAUUAAUAAAAAAUAAUAAAUGCAGGAAAAAACAAUCCUGAAAGUUCAUGUAGACAAACAAAAGGUUAACGAAAGGUUUCUAGACAUUUCCUUCGAAAUCACUGAUUAACGAGACUAGUGAUAAAUUGAGAUCUCAAUUAUUCAACUGGCAAUUGAAUUUUUCGAAGUUUUAAUUCUCUAUUUACCUCGAAAUUACGAGAUUUUCGACUAAAAUGUCAUCAAACCUUUUUACAAAGAUAAAAAAAUCAACACAUUUCACCACUGAAUCCAUAAAAUGCCAGAAGCCCUCGAUAAUUUCCUCAUUUUUUUCGUUUCCUCAAAAAAAAAAUAAUCCCAAAACAUUCAUUAAACGUCCAUCCAAUGAAUCCGGGAUUAACUUAUCGUGAUGAACGAUAUGAUCGACAAUUACACUAGAUACUCGUUCCCAAUAAUUGUAACGAAAUGAAAAAAAAGAAGUGAACACCCGUGUACAUGUACAAAACGAAUGACUUUUGUAUCAUAAAUAUAAUCGUGUUAACAUUGACGUGAGUUGAGAGGUAAAAAAAAACAAAUCAUUUUAACGAUUAAUUAAAAAUGUAUAAGAUUUAACUAGAGCGUAAGAGUAGUGUUUAAUCACUCAUCAAUCAGAUUCCGCACACUUAUUCGACAGGCGUUAUUGGAUACGAGCCGUUUAGUUACUUGAAUAAUUAGUACCUAGUUGAAAUACCCACUCCCCGCAUCUUAUUUAUCAUCUCAAUACCCACACUUGUUGUUAUCUCUUAAUAAUCUCUUAAGACAGUUGUUAAAUUUUCCUUCAUCAACAAAAUCAACGCGAGAAUAUCGGCUUGGGUAUUUUUGAGAAUGUCUUCUGUGCUUUUUUUAUUACUUCAAUGUCUGUUUUCACGUGUGGAAAACAUUUAAUGGACACACCUGACGCUUUCUUCAACCAAUUCUGUUGAAUUUCUAUUUGUUUUUUGUACCAAUUCUUUUAAAAAUUAUGCAACUCUCCUGGGCAUUUUAAAUAGCCAUUUUCUCAUUAAAAAAAUCUUCAUGGACAUUUUUUUAUAUGACACAUUCUGCUGGAAUUUUUUUCUCUGAGAAUCCUUGGACAGGAUUUUUCUGUUUUUUGGUUUUAUCAUCAGAAAAAAAUCGGCGGAAAAAAUAUACAUUUUCUUAUGGAAAAUAGUCUGGGCUAAAAAUUCUUGGGCAUGAAUUUCCCAAGUUUUAAUCGAAUAUCUGUCACCAAAGGGUCACGGAAAUGUCGCAUUAUCUUCAAUAGAAUUGGCGCAAAAACAAAUAGAAUUUUUUAAUAGAAUUCCAGUAGAAAUUCAAUAGCAUUUCUUGAGAAAAGCGCUAGGUUUUUCCGUAAAUUCAUUUCGUGUCUUCGUCAAUUAGUAAUGCAAGUGAGAGAUGUGCAAUUGAAAGAUGAAAAAACACAAUUUUUAUCGUUAAUUCACCACUGAAAUAGCAUAUUACGAACAACGAAGACUCUUUUCAAAUACUGAGGGAUAAUAGUAUCGUGUUAAUGCCAUUGAAACGUUUAAACUGAUGGAAAUUGAGGAAAAUAAGUGCAUAUCUGCAUAAUAUAAUAAGCUAGUCACUGAGAGGAUUCAUCAGUCUACGUAACAGGUCCUUCAUUUACGGAAAAAAGUGAAUAGUGUUGAUGGAAUUUGAAGAAAAAAAAAAUCAUGUUUUGAAAUUUCAAUGGGGUACCGCAUGUAGCCUUUAUCAAGGUAUAAUAUUCAUCUUUUAUUUAUAAUUCAAAUGAUAAUGCCGAUAAACUUACCACGUCCACAUGAUUUGACUAAUUCGCCGGAGACUGACGUAUUGCUUAAGGCUAUAAUCAUUAAAUGACAUGAACCAUGAUUUUUUUUUGCACUGAAUUGAGAAAUUUCUGGCCUUUGGAGGAUAAAUUGUGUUACAAAACGGUGGAGAAUUGAUGCAUCAAUUUAUGGAAUUCAUUUUCCCACUGGAAGGAUGAGGAGGAGUGAACUUCUUCAGUCGAUAUCUCUCGAACAAACGAUGCGAUUUGAACGACUCUCGUGUCAUUUUAAAGUUCACGAAAAUACCUUCAGAAUGAAAAAAAAAUCGUUGAAUUCGACUCUGCCGAUCUCGAGAUAUUGACGAAGGUGUUCAUUUGAGGCCCCAAAUUCAGCUCAAUGAGAAGUGAAUUCCAGGUGCGUCGGGAAUUUAAUGAGAAAUCGAAUGAAAGUGCCUAGUUUUUACGUCAAUAGAGAGUGGUAAUGGGUAAUAAACCUUAUGGUAACAUGACAUAUAUUCUCAUGAAGAAAAAAAAAUUCACUCGUGAAUAUGCAACAUCGAGCAAUUGUAAAUGUGUUGCGGUAAUAAAAGAGCGAUGAUUAUUGUUCGCACCUGUUCUCAUUUAUUCGUUAAAAUUAAUCGUAUGAAAAAAAUUCUAGACUUUAUCCACGAGAAUCAAUUUUACUGUGCCUAUUGAUACAUAGAGAAAGGGUGGAAAGUGAAAACGAUAUAAAUGAAGAAAUUGAAGAUUUAUAUUUCGAGAGAGGGGGCUCAUUUACAGAAACGAAAAGAUGCAACAUCAGGUUCAAAAAGUAUAUCGUAAGUUUUAUAGAUUUUUCAUUGUAUAUAGGUCGUAUUAUCAUAUAUUUUUGUUAUAUAUUUAUAAAUAAAAACAAAAAAAAAUGUUAAUGUAUAAUUGCACAUUAAAAUAUACUAGAUUGAUGGAAUAAAUUAAGGAUAGAUGAUAAUUAAAUUCCAAUGGUUUUUGGAGGUUUUCAUUAGAAUAAUUAAAACAACAACAAAUCGCAGUUGUUAGAGGAACGAAUUCCGUAGAUAUAUCAGCGUUUGAAUUAUCCUUGAUUGAAGAAAUAAUAGAGAAAAAGUGAAAUCGUGAUUGUGUUAACUUCAGUGCAAUGUUCCCUGAUUAUCUUGUGUACAUAGUUUUAAUACUUUUAGCCUAUUGUCCCCUUUAUUUGCUAGAGAGAUUGCCCUACUGAAAAUUCAUGGAUUCACUGAACAUCAUUCAGCAAUCAAAAAUACAAGGAAAAUAAUAGUUGAGGGUAUUUUUUUCUGCCACAAGUUUGAAUAUUGUACAGAAUCUUGUACAUUGUAAUAUAUGUUUCAACUGCAUAUUCUUUUCCCCCUUGAAUUUAUUAUUUAUUUUUUUGUUCACAAAGUAAGGUCUGUUCAUCAUCAUUGUGUUUCUGAAGUAUCGUUUUAAUCCAUUUAAUUAGAUCGUAAUUAUCCAAUAACGUUUUUAACUGUUAGAAAAAACCACUCAAGGUGCGCCAUGAAAAACCUUGCCAUCUCGUCUAUGUUCUUAUAUUUCUAUUUAUAAUAAUACAUUUUUAUAAUGAAAUACUCAUUCAUCAAUAAAGUUAUAAGGUUUAACUCAAUUUAAGGAGAGAAAAUAUAUUAUCUGCAGUAAUGUA